Dermacentor andersoni is the source of this 1305-nucleotide messenger RNA. RefSeq lists its product as uncharacterized. NCBI's taxonomy places the organism in Eukaryota, Metazoa, Arthropoda, Arachnida, Ixodida, Ixodidae. The record is from RefSeq and is a predicted model, not a curated record.
GUCCGGUCGGCGUUCGCAUUCUCGCCACCGGGCUCGCCGCAAACUCCUUUGCUAGCAUCCACACAGCCCGCCACUUUGGAGCCAGCCGCACAGAGAGCACCGUCAUGACGUCGCCUAUUCUAUGGCUAGCGGUAGCGCUCGCCGCUUUGACGAGUGUAGCCGUCGGCGAACCCUCGUGCACGCUGACCGAAGUCGGCAACGUCCGGAGGGUCGUAUGCCGGGACUUCACGUCUGUCGAAGACUUCGCCAAGUACGUCAAGCGCGGAGUCGGAGACGACCUCACAAAGGAGACCUGGUUCAAGCUGAAGGACAGCCGCCUGGACCGUUUCCCGGAGAAGGCUUUCGCCGACCUCAACGUCUGCAAGCUGGCCUUCUACAACGUCUCAGUCUUGGACUUCGCGCAGCAGGGACCCACGGGAAAUCCUUUCGAGGGACUCGAAGAAACGCUGCGCAAGGUCGUCUUCCACAGCGGCAGCACCCUGCCUCCUUCCUGGUCGGUCUUCCAGGGCGUCCAGAGGCUGGAGGAGCUCUGCAUCGACGACUACGAGAACCUGCGGCUGACCAGAGACUUCAACAAGCUCCCGAAGACAGUAAAGAGCAUCUACGUGACCAAGUCGACUGUGGAGCACGUGGACCCCGACUGGCUGACGUCACUAGAGAACCUCGAGGCACUGGUACUGCGCAAAACGAGUCUCAAGGUCUUCUCUAGAGGAUGGCUGCCCAUGCCAGCUCCCAGGUUCUUCCUCCUGGACUUGCCAGACAACGAACUCGAAGCAUUCCCAGAAGGGCUGGCCGACGAACUGCCUCAACUUAGCGUCGUCAACCUCCAGAGGAACAAGCUGACCACCGUAGACGAAAAGGCUGUGGCUCCACUCAAGGACAGGACCGUCUUCGUCAACUUCGCCGAAAACCCGCUGCACUGCGACUGCCGGCUGCGGUUCCUGCUCACCUACACGCACCGGUGGCACUACUUCCUGUGCCGCACUCCGCAGACCCUGCUCGACCGCUACUUCCACCGGCUCACCGAGGAAGACCUGCAGUGCAGCGCCCCCGUGCCUUCUCCCUCCACGUAGACGACGUCGCCGACGCGCGAGAGCUCGCUUGCGCUGUGCGCAGUUCGCCAAAGCACUGCCAUACCCCACUGACCCGGUACAACUCCCGACGUGACGCUGAGCGCCACGGGAUCGGGACGCCCUUCGCUUCUCUCCCUCCCUCUCUCUCUACGUUCCUUGCCCGUCCAUUCGAACCCCCUCGUCGUUGUCGUCUCUGUACUGCCUCAAUAAAAAAGAGCCCUGUUCGUGCACA